GCCGCCGCCAUGAUUAACCGGAAGCGGAAGUUGAGCACGCCCCCGCUUCCGGCCGGGGUUGGGCCUAGCCCGGAGCGUCGCUCGGUGGCGGCGGCAGCGAUGGACAGCGAAUUCUCGGACGCGGAGGCGGCCCCGGGCGGCGAGGAGAAUGCGCCGGUUUAUUGCGUGUGCCGCAAACCGGACAUCAACUGCUUCAUGAUCGGCUGCGACAACUGCAACGAGUGGUUCCAUGGGGACUGCAUCAACAUCACCGAGCGCAUGGCCAAGGCCAUCCGGGAGUGGUACUGCCGGCAGUGCCGCGAGAAGGACCCGUCUCUGGAGAUCCGCUACCGGCACAAGAAGUGGCGGGAGAAGGAGCACGAGGGCAACAAGGGCCAGGAGCUGGAGCAGGGCCGGGCUGCCAAGAUCAAGCGCUCAGCCCGGAUGUGUGGCGAGUGCGAGGCGUGCCGGCGCCCCGAGGACUGCGGCCAGUGCGACUUCUGCCGGGACAUGAAGAAAUUCGGGGGCCCCAACAAGAUCCGCCAGAAGUGCCGGCUGCGGCAGUGCCAGCUGCGGGCGCGGGAGUCCUACAAGUACUUCCCCACCUCGCUGGCGCGGGGGCGCGAGGGGGACCUGGAGCUGCUGAAGGCGCAGCUGGGGGGGCCGGGGCCCCCUGAGAGCCUCUCGGACGAGGAGCUGCCCCUCGACCCCCGGCUCUACCAGGAGCUCUGCGCCGGCGCCUUCGACGAGCACGGCCUGCCCUGGCUGAGUGACGCCGAGGACGCGCCGUUCCUGGACCCCGUCCUGCGCAAACGCGCCGUGAAGGUGAAACACGUCAAGCGCAGGGAGAAGAAAUCCGACAAGAAGAAGGAGGAGCGCUACAAGCGGCACCGGCAGCGGGCGCGGCACCGCGAGCGCCGCGGGCACCCCGAGCGCGCCGACGCGCGCGACCCCGCGGGGCUGCACCAGUGCCUGGGCCCCGGCUGCACCCGGCCCGCGCGGCCGCCCUCCAAGUACUGCAGCGAGGCCUGCGGCAUCAAACUGGCUGCCAACCGGAUCUACGAGAUCCUGCCGCAGCGCAUCCAGCAGUGGCAGCAGAGCCCCUGCGUGGCGGAGGAGCACGGCAAGCGGCUGCUGGAGCGCAUCCGGCGCGAGCAGCACCAGGCGCGGCUGCGGCUGCAGGAGAUGGAGCGGCGCUUCCACGAGCUCGAGGGGCUCAUCGCCCGCGCCAAGGGCCACCCGCCCCGCGAGGACGAGGAGAGCACGGAGGGGGACAGCGAGGACACGGACCUGCAGAUCUUCUGCGUGUCCUGCGGCCACCCCAUCAACCCCAAGGUGGCCCUGAGGCACAUGGAGCGCUGCUACGCCAAGUACGAGAGCCAAACGUCCUUCGGGUCCAUGUACCCCACCCGCAUCGAGGGGGCCACCCGGCUGUUCUGUGACGUUUACAACCCCCAGAGCAAAACCUACUGCAAGAGGCUGCAGGUGCUGUGCCCGGAGCACUCCCGGGACCCCAAGGUGCCCGCCGAUGAGGUGUGUGGCUGCCCGCUGGUGCGCGACGUCUUCGAGCUGACGGGCGAUUUCUGCCGCGUCCCCAAGCGCAAGUGCCACCGUCACUACUGCUGGGAGAAGCUGCGCCGCGCCGAGGUGGACCUGGAGCGCGUGCGCGUGUGGUACAAGCUGGACGAGCUGUUCGAGCAGGAGCGCAACGUGCGGGCGGCCAUGACCAACCGCGCGGGGCUGCUGGCGCUGAUGCUGCACCAAACCAUCCAGCACGACCCGCUGACCACGGACCUGCGCUCGGACCGCUGACCACCCACCCCCCCGGGGCCCCCAAAAAACCCC
This is a messenger RNA of Oenanthe melanoleuca, 1824 nucleotides long. RefSeq names its product CXXC finger protein 1 (gene CXXC1). The transcript has 15 exons. The record is from RefSeq and is a predicted model, not a curated record. Gene Ontology annotation, cellular component: Set1C/COMPASS complex. NCBI's taxonomy places the organism in Eukaryota, Metazoa, Chordata, Aves, Passeriformes, Muscicapidae. Bases 10 to 1791 code for a protein of 593 amino acids. Gene Ontology annotation, molecular function: DNA binding; zinc ion binding. Gene Ontology annotation, biological process: positive regulation of DNA-templated transcription.